GAAAGGAUAAGGGUACCCCGAGGUUUUUUCCUCUAGUGGUUCUUCUAUAUAAACCAGCUUCAACAAGCCUAAGUUUCUCAUCAAAGCAAAUAGAAAUGGAGAAGAAGGUGUUUGUUGUUUUUACUCUAUCGUGUGCUCUACUUCUGGGUUUAGCCCAGAGUUUCGAUUUCCAUGAAAAGGAUCUGGAGACGGAAGACAGUCUCUGGAGCCUGUACGAGAGGUGGAGGAGUCAUCACACAGUUUCUAGAGACCUUUCAGAGAAGCAAAAACGCUUCAAUGUCUUCAAAGAAAAUGUCAAGUACAUUCAUGAAUUCAACAAGUUGGACCAUCCUUACAAGUUGAAGCUCAACAAGUUCGGAGACAUGACCAACCACGAGUUCAGCAGCACCUACGCAGGCUCCAAAGUGAGUCACCACAGCAUGCUCCGAGGGCGUUCUCGUGCGGCUACUGGCUUCAUGUAUGAAAAUUUCGAAAACGUCCCUGCUUCAAUCGAUUGGAGGGCUAAAGGUGCCGUCAACCCUGUGAAGAACCAAGGCCAAUGUGGAAGUUGCUGGGCAUUUUCAACUGUUGUUGGUGUUGAGGGCAUAAACCAAAUCAAGACCAACAAGCUCAUCUCCCUAUCUGAGCAGGAGCUGGUCGACUGCAGUACCGAGAAUUCAGGCUGUAAUGGAGGACUCAUGGAUUACGCAUAUGAGUUUAUUAAAUCGAAUGGAGGGCUCACAACAGAGGACAGCUAUGGCUACACAGCCCAAGAUGGUAGUUGUGAUCCAUCAAAGCAAAAUGCUCCAAUGGUGACAAUUGAUGGACAUCAAGACGUUCCUGCCAACAACGAGGCUGCCCUGAUGCAAGCUGUGGCAAACCAACCUGUCUCUGUUGCCAUUGAAGCCAGUGGUUAUGCCUUCCAGUUCUACUCAGAGGGAGUAUUCGCUGGACCUUGCGGCACACAGUUAGAUCAUGGAGUUGCAAUUGUGGGAUACGGAAACGCUGCUGAUGGAACCAAGUACUGGAUUGUGAGGAACUCAUGGGGAGCAGACUGGGGAGAGCAAGGUUACAUUAGAAUGCAGCGUGGCAUCAAAGCCAGUCAUGGCCUCUGUGGUAUAGCAAUGCAGGCCUCUUACCCCAUCAAAACAUCUCCUAAUCGCGAGGUGGUCAAGGAUGAACUCUGAGGAAGAGUGACGACAUUUCUU
Molecule: messenger RNA, 1187 nt
Organism: Telopea speciosissima
Lineage: Eukaryota; Viridiplantae; Streptophyta; Magnoliopsida; Proteales; Proteaceae
Product: vignain-like
Exons: 4
Coding region: 96-1166 (356 amino acids)
Cellular component (GO): lysosome
Molecular function (GO): cysteine-type endopeptidase activity
Source: RefSeq, a predicted model, not a curated record